Molecule: messenger RNA, 7607 nt
Organism: Callorhinchus milii (elephant shark)
Lineage: Eukaryota; Metazoa; Chordata; Chondrichthyes; Chimaeriformes; Callorhinchidae
Product: neuron navigator 1
Exons: 30
Coding region: 65-5608 (1847 amino acids)
Biological process (GO): neurogenesis; nervous system development; microtubule bundle formation
Cellular component (GO): microtubule cytoskeleton; axon initial segment
Molecular function (GO): ATP hydrolysis activity
Source: RefSeq, a predicted model, not a curated record
CACAGCAGCCAGCAGUCAUUCGAAUUCCCAUUGUCCGACUAGAUAGGCGCGUGAAUGAUUACAGAUGAGCAAAGCGCUGGGUGCCAAUGUCAAAUGCUGUGAGACGGACAUGUGCGAGCCAAGCCAGGAAGAUGUGAAGCUUUACAAGCGACAGGCGGACGGGAAGGCAAUGCAGAACGUGAAGAAGGGCAAACCCCAAGCGAUGGCCAGAACCGGAGAGCUGAAGGUGUUCAAGGGUGGGACCGACGGAGGCUUCUCCAACCUGAGGAAGCAAAAAUCUCUGACGAACCUCUCCUUCCUGACCGACGCCGAGAAGAAGAUGCAUCUGUAUGAGCCGAGGUGGUGCGAUGACAUGGCCAAGCCAGCUCACGCGUUUGGGAAAGGAGGGCUGAAAUACAGAGACGCUCCCAUGUCUAAAUCUCUGUCCAAAUCGGAGCAUUCGCUGUUUCAGAGCAAACUGGCUCCCAGCAUGAACAAGCCUCUGGCAGCACAAACACCCACCACACACAGUGGGAAACCCAGCCGCAUCCCCAGAGGACCCUGGGCUGAAGUCAAACCUCUCAGUAAAACCACCGAAGCCAGCGUAGGGGACGCGAGCAAGUCCGACGAUGAAAUUCUGUCCAGCAAGGCAAAGGCUAGUAAAAAGCAAACUCAGGCGACAGAGAAGGGGCAGCAGCAGCCAGAGGAAAAGACUUAUUUAAAGGUGGAUCCUGAGCUUGUUGUGACAGUGCUGGGGGACCUAGAACAGCUUCUGUUUAGUCAAAUGCUCGAUCCAGAGACACAACGAAAGAGAACUGUUCAGAAUAUAGUCGAUCUUCGACAGAACCUGGAAGACACCAUGUCGAGUCUGAGGGGAUCCCAGAUAACCCAUAGUGUUUUAGAAUCGACCUUCGAAAGCGAUAUAUCCGCUGAGCUGAACGGCAGAGGGCGUGGCACAAGUUUGUCCAACAGAUCGUCACCGCUGUCCUGGAGGUACGGCCAAGCAAGUCCGCGGCUUCAGGCGGGCGACGCACCCUCUGUGGGCAGCGGCUGCCAAUCUGGAGGAAAUUCCGGCUGGUUUGUCCGUGGGGACACCUCUCACUACUCGCACACCAUGCCCAUGCGGAGCUCCAGCAAAUCGUGUAACAUUGCUCAUCUGGACUUGGAUUCCCUGGACACUGAUGAUGUGGACCUGAAAUCCAUCAGUGGUGAUAUGUCCGGCUACAUGAGUGACAGCGAUUUGAUUGGCAAGACAAUGAAUGAUGACGAUAUCACCACUGGCUGGGACGAGAGCAGUUCUGUGAGCAGUGGGCUCAGCGAUACCUCUGAUAACCUCAGCUCCGAAGACUUGAACGCCAGCUCAUCCCUCAACUCCUAUCCUUCUACACCUGUUGCCUCCAGGAGAAAUUCCGGGAUUGUGCUCCGGACCGACGCAGAAAAGCGUUCCAUGGUUGAGAGCGGCCUGACCUGGUACGGUGGAUCGGAGGGCAAGGGUCAAAAGAAGGCCGAGAGCGGCUACGAUGCCAGUAACGUCAAGAUGGAUCAAAACACAAAGUGGAGACGCAUCCGGACCGAGCCAGCAGAUGAAAUAUCGAAAGAAGUAAAGAAACCGCAGACUAUCGGGCAAAUAGGUUCAGUGAAGAAGAGCACGGCACCAGUGGGCAUUACUUCCCCAAUGACCAGCUCCGGAGCGAGCUCUCUGAAAGUAGCCGCUAAAACUGAGGCGAAAGCCCAAGACAAGAACAAGUUGGCUCUCAAAGGAUCAGGCUUGCAGCGGUCUUCGUCUGAUGCGGGUAGGGAGAGGAUUGGAGAGGCGCGUAAACCUCCAUCGGGCAUUUCUAGACCCGCCACAGCUGGCUCUUUUGGCUACAAGAAGCCGACUACUGGCACAGCAACUGUGGUGACUGUCGGAGGAAACUGUGGGUCGACGACAAAAGUUCAGAAGUCCACAGGUAUUCCCGUCAAACCCAACUCCAGAAAAACUAGCCUGGACGUUUCUCAAAGCCAAGAUGGUUUUAUGUCUGCAGGAGCAAGGACGAACGUGCAGUACCGUAGCUUGCCACGUCCGGCCAAAUCCAGCUCCGUCACCAUCACAGGCCGAGGAAUGGGCAACAGACCCGUCAGCAGUAACAUAGACCCGAGUCUCAUCAGCAGCAAGCAUGGGGGCAUCCCUGUUUCCCGACUGAAAGAACCCUCAAAGAUAGGCAUGGGAAGGCCAAGCUCAGGGCCGGUGAAUCAGACUGACCGAGAGAAGGAGAAAGCCAAAGCCAAGGCAGUAGCUUCUGACUCUGAAUGUACAACCGUAUCGAGUUCGACAAAAAGCAUCUCGACUGCGGAAGGGAGCAGCAAAUUGCAAGGAAUGCGGCAGCAAGGUUCCAAGCUCUCUGAGAUCUCAUCCCCAACGGCGCACAGAGUGAUGAGUUCUAAAGGAAUCGGCAAACCGCCCGCAUUGGCCAACAUUGACAAAAUCAACUCUAACAGCCUGGAUUCUCCAGUCUCGGCCACCGGAUCGGUCACCAGCAGCAUCGGCAGCGACACCUUCCACAAGCUCUCCGAAGCCCAGACAGCUGUGAGUGGUGUGACUCCCUGCCUCACCCCAAGCCCUGCCCCGGUCCUUAAUGUAAACUCGGGGAGUUUCAACCAAGGGCUGGGAAUGGUGAGCAAUUUCAUGAGGGGCAAGGAGACGCUGAUGUACCCGAAGCUGAGCAGCCUGCACACGAGCAUGGAGUCUUUAGACCUGCCACUCAGCGUCCCGUGCUCCUUCUCCGGGAGCAGCACGCUAUCACGGGAAUCACGGGAAGAGAUUCCAAGUGGGCUGACAUGGACUGGGAGCUCUAGAUUCUCGCAGAUGGAGAGUGCACAUCGCGACAGAAAUACUCUGCCGAAAAAGGGACUCAGAUAUGGAACAAGUUUGCAACCGGAAGACACGAAGGAAUGGUUCCACGCACGUUCUAUUGGAGCUCCUGUGGAUGCCGAGAGCCAGUUACUAGCUUCCCCUUCCACUAUUCCGUUGUCAAAUUUAGCGAGUCCCACCGCAGCCUCCCAGCUCAACAGCCCGACUCCAAAAAUUAUGCGGUCAAACAGCAUCCCGACCCACGACUCCUCUUUCGACCUGUACGGAAGCUUGCAGCUGGGCAGCACCAUGUCUCUGGUAGAGAGACCGAAAGGAAUGAUCCGCUCGGGUUCCUUUCGAGACCCCGUUGAUGACGUUCAUGGCUCGGUUCUGUCGUUGGCCUCCACCACGUCAUCGGUUCAUUCAGCAAGCGAAGACAAGAUCCAGACAGAGCACAUUCGCAAGCUCCGCAGAGAACUCGAGUCCUCACACGACAAGGUUUCUGCCCUUACAUCACAGCUGUCUACUAAUGCUCAUCUCGUGGCAGCCUUUGAGCAGAGUUUGACCAAUAUGACCUCUCGUCUGCAGAACCUUGCUGUGACGGCAGAGCAAAAGGAUACAGAGUUAGUUGAACUGAAAGACACAAUCGACAUGUUGCACAAAAAGAAUGCAGAGGCUCAGGCUGUCAUACAGGGAGCACUGAAUACCCAAGACCUAACACCGAAAGAAUUGCGUAUAAAGAGACAGAAUUCAUCAGACAGUAUAUCCAGCCUCAACAGCAUAACCAGCCAUUCUAGCAUUGGAAGUGGGAAAGAUGCUGAUGCCAAAAAGAAGAAAAAGAAAAGCUGGGUUUUCGAGCUGAGGAGCUCAUUUAAGCAAGCCUUUACCCUCAAAAAGACUCCAAAAUCAGCGUCCUCUUAUUCCGACAUUGAGGAGAUAGCAACACCUGACUCUUCCGUUCCCUCGUCGCCGAAAAUGCAGCGUGAAGAUCCUGAGUCACCAUCUCCCUCCAUGAAGCCUUCACUCUCAUCAUCUGGCAGUGUCUACAACUGCAAUGAUCCGGAGAAGGACGUGUCCAAUUUGCGGAGCGAGUUGUGGGAGAAGGAAAGGAAAUUAACCGAUAUCCGUCUGGAAGCUCUGAAUUCCGCUCACCAGCUGGAGCAUUUACGAGAAGCGAUGCACAACAUGCAGGUGGAAAUUGAAGCCCUAAAACUGGAAAAUGACCGUCUCAAAUCAGAGACAGAUAAUGGAACUGGGUCGGUUCUGAGCACAUCUUCAGCCACAUCCUCACCUCGGCGAUCAUUAGGACUUUCCCUGGCUCAUUCGUUCAGCCUUAGCCUUACAGACUCCGUUGACACAGAAUUGACCCAAAUGGACGGGGUGACCGGCUUCUCCCAGAAAGAAGAAAGAAAUGUCAGAAUUGUUGUCCUUCUGACCGAAGAGCAGAUUUGUAAUGAGACCACAAAGCAACAAGAGUUUUUCAUUGGCUCCAUCAAAAUAAAUGGGACAACCGACUGGAUGAUGUUGGAUGGAGUUAUCUGUCAGCUGUUUAAGGAUUACAUUACAAAAGUGGACCCUGUCUCUUGUCUGGGGUUAAGCACGGAUGCGAUCUACAGCUAUAGCGUUGGUCACGUAAAACGAGUGUUUGGAACUGAUGCACCAGAUCUGCUUCCUUAUCGAUACCUGUCGAAAGAUGUGACAUAUUUCUCCAUAACCUUGAAAGGAUUAAAAGAGAAAAGUGUGGACAGUUUGGUUUUCGAAAGCUUGAUUCCAAAACCAAUGAUGCAGCACUACAUCAGUCUCCUGCUCAAACACCGGAGGCUCAUCUUGUCUGGCCCCAGUGGGACUGGGAAGUCCUACCUAUCUAUUCGUUUGGCCGAAUACUUGGUUCAGAGAUCAGGUCGAGAGAUUAAUGAUGGAAUAAUUGUAACAUUCAAUAUGGAUACACACUCAUGCAAGGACUUGCAGUUGUACCUGUCUAACCUGGCUAAUCAAAUUGACCGAGAAACGAGUACAGGCAACGUGCCAUUAAUUAUAAUCCUUGAUGACCUGAGUGAUGCUGGGCCUCUCAGUGAGCUGGUCAAUGGUGCCCUCACAUGCAAAUAUCAUAAAUGCCCAUAUAUCAUGGGAACCACUAACCAGCCUGUCAAAACCACGCCGAAUCAUGGUCUACACCUCAGCUUCAGGUUGGUCCCAUUUUCUAACAACGCAGAGCCAGCAAAUGGAUUCCUCAAUCGUUACCUGCAGCGCAAGUUGAUUGAAUCGGAAAACGACGCAAACGCAAACAACAGUGAACUCCUCGAUGUUCUCAAUUGGGUGCCCAAGUUGUGGUACCAUCUACACACAUUCCUGGAUAUGCACAGUACUUCUGAUUUCCUUAUUGGUCCUUGUUUUUUCCUGUCCUCUCCGGUCAAUGUGGCUGAGUUUAGGGAGUGGUUCAUUGACCUGUGGAAUUAUUCAAUUCUCCCUUAUCUUCAGGAAGGUGUUAAAGAUGGGAUCAAGACAUACGGCAAAAAAGCGAUGUGGGAAGACCCUUCCAAGUGGGUAAAAGAUACACUGCCUUGGUCAACAGCUUUGCAGGACCGGUCCAAGAUCUUCCAUUUACCUCCUCAGAAUACAGGGUCACAAGUCACAGGUCCCCCUACAGACACAAGAAAGGUCAAAGAGACAGCACCUAGUUCACUCGAAUCAGACCCUCUGAUGACUAUGCUACUGAGGCUCCAGGAAGCAGCCAAUUAUACACAAAGCUGUGAAGGAGACAACAUCCUUGAUUCAUCUCUGCAAUCAACUCUUUGAAAGAGCACAGCAACAUGCACAUGCACACACAUCAAGGAAUACAGGAGCCAUUUCUUGUUUUUAGUCAUGUCACAACUGCAAUUUGGAUUAUAUUGUCCUGAAACAGAAGUGUAUUCUGUGCUAGAAAUUAGUUAGGUAGAGGGCUAAACUAAGUGAUCACUGAAAUUUGUAGAUUAAUGGCCCAAAUUCAUAUGUAAGUUAACUGUGAUCAUUACUGUAAAGCAUUAUAACUUAGCCAUCGAAGAAAAAAAAAGAGCCCGUUGAAUUAUAUGGACUGUUAAUGCUGUAUUUGUACUUUGAUUCAAUCUACAAAAGUGCAUGGCAAUCAUUUAAGCAGAAACAAAUACGAUUUUAGGGAUCUCUAUUAAAGGUUUAACUCCUAAUCUACUACUCACGUAAAUAUAGGAAUUAUCGCUGUUCCACUUCUGCUGUGUUCUCAGAUGUCACUGGUGCUGACUGAAGUUCUCUCUGCCGCUCUGCAGUUUACGGUACACACCACACCAUUUGGUCCUCGCAAGCCUGUGUACAGAGAAGCACAGUUAAACGUGAUCUGUAGCAAGAGACCUGCUAAAAUCGCCGUGUCUGAAUGUCAAGUCAGGGCGGUUGCCGUUGGAAAUCACCGUGUUCCCACUAUUACGCGUUAAACUUCUAACCCUGCAUUGGACGUACGUUAUGGAAUGAUUGCUGGAAGCGAAACAUGCUGUGGUUUGAUCGUAAGGCAGAUUACGUUGAAACGGUAAUUCCUUUAAGUACACUGUUCCUCCAGACACAAGCUUGCUUUUCCACAUGUUAAUGGAAACUUUGUUUUAUUAAAAAGUCCAUUUUUGUAAAAAAAAAGUUGGAAAAAUACGUACGCUUUUUAACCCAGUUAAAAAAUCUUACUUUUGUCCUCUUUCCCCAGUUUAGUUUUCAACUUCUACUGUCAACCUUUCCCUAGAGAGAGGCCAGACUCGUUGUCAGACCUCCGCUGGUAUCUGUUGGUUACUAGUUAUUAGCUCCUGGAGUGGAGCAGCAUCAUUUGGCUUGCACAUUUUCUUGUCUUCUUUCAUACUAUUUUGCAGGAGAGCCGGGUAAGCCAAAGUGCUACAGCACGGGCCACCAACAGCAGAAUGACCAGUCCUUUCGCUGGUUCCAAUGCAUACGGUUAAACCUAACAAAGGAGCAAUUUUUCCUCAAAUGGAAAUUGUAUCUCUUCUUAUUCAAGUCGUCAUGUUUCAAGCGCUGUUAACCAGCAUUUUUUCUCUGACCGAGAAACUCCAAAUGUGGAUAUUUCCCUUCACAAUGUUUAGCAUGAUAUGAAAAUUCAGUAAAAAUGUCCCUUUCUCUCGCGUAAGUAACCGUCUUUCUUUCUCGCUUUCUUUGGAAUUAUUUUUGCUGAAUGGAUCAAGUUGCAUCAUGUUCCAUAGCAUUGACCUGUGGUGCCACGGUACUUAAAAGGGUUCCAGAGCCAAAGGCACAAGCUACAGCACAAUCUCAUUUUUGUAUUGAAGGCGAUGGCCAAAUUCACUCCUCAGCUGCUAUAUACCCUGCUGAACGGACAAUGUGCUUCAAGUAACAUGUAGGAGCUUUAUCAGUUAGAUUGCUAAUCAUUGUGAUUGUCUUACAACAAUUCUUGGUGGUGUUUGAUAACAAGCUGUGGUGGCCAUGUUUGGGGGUCACACUCAAAGGAAAAUUCCAGGCUCCUAAAAGGUUCCACAGGACUACACCUAUUACCCUUUAAUUUGUUUCUAACAUGUUUAUCUACAUUGUAAAAUUAAGUUUUACCGCAGCAGUUUUUUCACUAACUUAUUGUUCCAAAGCAAUAGAUGUCAUCCUUUGACUCCCAUUACCUCCGCUGGUCUAAUUGAGCUGACUGUUUCUGUACAUUUUCAGCCAGUGCACUGUCACUAAAUAUACUGAUUACAGCAAAGGCAGUUUUAUUACUGUAAGUUACCCCUAAUUCACUAAGAAGUCAAAAAGCACAAUUAAAUAUAAAACGUGUUCAAAGCUUUUAAGUGUU